AGAGUUAAUGGUGGGUGAGGGCUCUGGUGGGUCGUGGAGUCAGGCACUGCUUGAAUAUAGCUGCUUGUGAAAGUGCUGUGCAGUUUUCUGGGUUUAUGGAUUCGCUGACUGUGGAAAAUGUACUUCUCUAUUGUGGUCCUUGUCCUGACUAGGACUCUGGUCACAGAGGUAUGUGACGCCCUGAAUGUGACAGUGACCCCUGGGCCUGUUAUCACGGUAGCAGAAAAAGACAACCUGACACUGUCCUGCCUGGUUUCUCAGAGGAAGAGAAGCAGCAGUGUCCUCAUUCUUCGCUGGUUCUUCUCUCCCCUUGCUGCUCCCACUCUCACACCUCCUCCUCCCCCUCCAUCCCCCAUUUCACCUCCAUAUGGGCCCUCUCAGGUCCUUAUUGGGAAGAUUGGUAUGAAAAAAAUGAAGCUGUAUGGGAAUUACACCCGUCGUUUCCCCCAGCCAAAGUUUCGCCUGUAUGAGGAAACGGAGGGGAAGGACUACCGAUUACGGGUUCUCAAUGUUACAGGGAUGGACCAGGGUUUCUACAGCUGCAGAGUUCAGGAGAUCCACAAACACAGAAACACAUGGAAAGCCUCAUCCAAUGGUACCAGCACCACACAGCUGACAGUGCACUUUACUCUUGAUGAUGCUAGCAGUGAAGGACUGUGGCAUUUAUUUGCAGACAUGUAUCUGUGCGCUGUGGUCAUCUGUUCACUGGGCCUGUUGUCCAUUUUCCUAUUCACUCUGGUUCUCACUUGCCAGUACUUUCAUAGAAGACACAGGCUCAAAGUCAGUUACCUUUUGGUGAAGUGUCCAGAAAGCAGCUCAGGAGAGACGGUGACUAGCUCCAACAGUUUGUCCAGUUGCUCACCAAAGGCACAAAGGAAAGAUACAAGACAAAAAACUGACAGAAGAGUAACAGUAACACCACCGAAACUACCAGAAGAACCACCACCGCACAUACAAGCCAAAGUGCCUGUCAGUGCAAAGAGACCUAGGAAGCCCAGAAGGUUAAAGACUCAGUUGAGAUCUGCUGCUCCUCAAGGAUCACAGGAGGAUAGUUUGACAUACGCAGAACUGGAGCUGGUCAGACCGAGACCGGAGCCCACAGCAUCCACCAGCUCCAACCCCACACCCUCCAGCCCAGACACUGUCUAUGCUCAGAUCCUCUUCCAGGAAAAACAGCUGUAAACACAGCAGCCUGGUACCUCCUGGUGAGGGCAGAGACUCAGCUUUCUAAACUGAGCAGUGGCAUCACAAGGACUAUAUUUAUGAACUAUCAGUAUGGUAUUUAGCAUUUGUUUUUUUGGCUGUAAGUACAUGACAACUGUUAGUAAAUGAGGGUUUUGUGUUUCCUUGGCACAGUUCCAUUCCAGCACAGCAGUUUUGCAUCUUAUAAUUCUGUUGUUUUUUUGGUUGGCAUCGCUGGCCUGUUAGCCAGAUGUUUCUAAGAAUGCUCUUACUGUUAACUAUUUAGUAUAAACUCAGGAGGAUCUGUGGAAAGAGACUUGUCCAGGCUUUCUUACUGGAGUGUCAGA
Messenger RNA from Monopterus albus (swamp eel), 1529 nucleotides. It is a transcript of the gene vstm4a, whose product is annotated as V-set and transmembrane domain containing 4a. Gene Ontology annotation, cellular component: membrane. The transcript has 8 exons. Lineage: Eukaryota; Metazoa; Chordata; Actinopteri; Synbranchiformes; Synbranchidae. Bases 118 to 1182 code for a protein of 354 amino acids. The record is from RefSeq and is a predicted model, not a curated record.